AUGCACGUGGAUUCUAUGAAGAGAGCUCGUGUAAGCGCGGUGUAUGAAGGUAAAGAGAGAAAUAGAUCAAGCAACGGAGAGGAAACUCGAAGGGAACAGUCUAAACACGCGAGAAUGACGGCAAAAGCUCGGAUGAACGUUUACAAAGAGAGCAUGAAACCUCUGCCGCCUAAACGUAAGAAAUCGUUGAUGAUCAUAAGUUUGAUGAGAAAGAAGGAAGAUACGCAAGAUGAUCAAAAUAAUGUUACUGUUGUCGAAAAGGAAAAGGAGGAGAAAGAGAAAGGCACGGUGCAGAACAUCAGGGAAAAUGCGGAAAUGCUCUCAUCAAAAUGUGUUGAGGAGUGGCCGCACAUGUUAACAUAUGAAGAGGAAUGGACGUGGUUUGCGUUUGCGUUUGGGUGGGGAUGGUGGCAGCGUUAUGACGCGGUGAUGAGCGGUAAGAGUUGGUUUAACUAAAUAUUAAAGAUUAAGGUGUUUGUUACAAAUCAUUUUGGGUUGGUGAAACUAUAUACAUAGAUGAUAGUUGAUACUUGAUAGGAUUUCUUAAGAUAAAAGAAGAUAUUGAGAAAUCAGUGUAUGUAUAUCGACC
Molecule: messenger RNA, 589 nt
Organism: Arabidopsis thaliana (thale cress)
Lineage: Eukaryota; Viridiplantae; Streptophyta; Magnoliopsida; Brassicales; Brassicaceae
Exons: 1
Coding region: 1-456 (151 amino acids)
Source: RefSeq, marked reviewed